CCGAGCGCCCCCUCCCCGCGGCCCUGGGCCAAUGGCGAGCCGCGACGGCGCCCACGUGGGCCGGGCCGGCUGGGCGGCUGGCAAAAGGUGAAUGAGAAAGAAGAGCGCGAUUCAAAGGCGAGCGAGCCGGCGCGCCAAGGGAGCCGGGCAGGCAGGCAGGCGUCCGGGCAGGCGGGCCGAUGCAGGCCGGCGCGAGGGUGGUGGCGGCGGCGGCGGCGGCGGUGGGCGGCGGGCCGGGCGAGCCGGAGGGGCCCCGGCGCUGAGUCCGCCCGCCCCGUCCAGCCGCCGCUCCCCAUGCGGGCCGCGCUGCCGCUCAGGAUGAUGCCGCGCCCUCUGGGCACCAGCACGGCCUUCAGCAUCGACGCGCUCAUCGGCAGCCCGCCGCCGCCCAGCCCGGGCCACUUCGUCUACGCCGGCUACCCCAUGUUCAUGCCCUACCGGCCCGUGGUGUUGCCGCCGCCGCCUCCGCCGCCCCCGCCGCCCCCGCCGCCGGCCCUGCCGCCCCCGCCGCCCCCGGCCCUGCCGCCCGCCCACCCGCUGCCCAGCCUGCCGGGCGCCUUCUGCUCGGGCAUGGCGCUCACCUCCACCCUGAUGGCCGCCCUGCCCGGAGCCUUCGCCGCCCCGCACCACGACGCCGUCCGCAAGUUCGCCCCGCCGGCGCUGCCCGCCAACUUCGACAAGGCCGACGGCGCCGAGGCCGACGACGCCAAGGCCUUCCUGGCCAAGGACGCCGCGCUGCUCGCCUUCUCCGCCGCCGAGGCCGUGCAGGCCUCCCUGGGGGCCAUCCGAGGCGCGUCGGGGAAGGACGAGGCCAAAGGCGGCGGCGAGGACGAGGCCAAAGGCAAGGAGGACGGCUUCUGCAUGGACAGCGACCUGGACUACAGCUCCGACGACAAUCUGCCCGGGCCGGCGGCGCACAAGGAGGACGAGGCGGGCGGCGGCGGCCUGGAGGACGGCGGCGGCGGCCCGAGCGCGGCGUCGGGGGCGUCGGGCGCCAACAGCACCACCUCGACGGGCAAGAACCGCCGGCGGCGCACGGCCUUCACGAGCGAGCAGCUGCUGGAGCUGGAGAAGGAGUUCCACUGCAAGAAGUACCUGUCGCUGACGGAGCGCUCGCAGAUCGCGCACGCCCUCAAGCUCAGCGAGGUGCAGGUCAAGAUCUGGUUCCAGAACCGGCGCGCCAAGUGGAAACGCGUCAAGGCCGGCAACGCCAACUCCAAGACCGGCGAGCCGUCGCGCAACCCCAAGAUCGUCGUGCCCAUCCCCGUGCACGUCAGCCGCUUCGCCAUCCGCAGCCAGCACCAGCAGCUGGAGCAAGCCCGGCCCUGAGCGCGCCCGGACUCGGCGCCCGCCCGCCCGCCCGUCGGGGGGACUCUCUGCGCGGGGCCCGACGGCAAACCGGACCCACCGCCGCCUCUUACAUUCCAGAAGGGAAGGGCCCUCCCCCUCCCUGCAGCCGCUCUGGGGGGUUC
This is a messenger RNA of Sphaerodactylus townsendi, 1472 nucleotides long. RefSeq names its product gastrulation brain homeobox 2 (gene GBX2). Gene Ontology annotation, cellular component: nucleus. The record is from RefSeq and is a predicted model, not a curated record. The transcript is spliced from 2 exons. Gene Ontology annotation, molecular function: RNA polymerase II transcription regulatory region sequence-specific DNA binding; DNA-binding transcription factor activity, RNA polymerase II-specific. Bases 295 to 1329 code for a protein of 344 amino acids. NCBI's taxonomy places the organism in Eukaryota, Metazoa, Chordata, Lepidosauria, Squamata, Sphaerodactylidae. Gene Ontology annotation, biological process: regulation of transcription by RNA polymerase II; regulation of nervous system development.